UGCUCUUUCCCUCUUCCCGCCAUCGCUGCUGUGCCUCUCUCUCUCUCUCUCUCUCUCUCUCUCCUGGCGUUGCCGCCGCAGCAUUGUUCCUCUUGCUGGAGUCAUCGCCGGCGCAGCCUUGUUCCUCUUUCUGGAGUCAUCGCCGGCGCCGCUCACUGAUGCAAUCCUAAACUUGUAACAGUUGUUCCUCCUCUAAAUUUAGAAUAAAAUAGCCAAGAUCAAGCACCACCAAAAGGAUUUUCUUAAUAUUCUCACAAAGAGUACAAUCAAGAGAAGACCAGAGGCAAAGCCUGGAGAUCUAUCAAAAGAGAGUACAAUCAAGAGUGGAUCAGAGGAUUGCAACAAGAAACCCCGGCCAGCACUCCCUCCCUUCCUUCCUUCUCGAUCUCAGAUCUCUCUGCGUCCUUUAUAGCAUCACUGACCCAUCCUCCUCCACUCUAAGCAAAGUUUUGCUGCAGCUGCCUCCCCGCAUCAUCCCCUUCAACACUGAUCAACCAUUGUCAGGUCAACAAUGGCGAAAUCCCUGGACUCGGAGGAGGAGUUCGUCGAUCAUUACCUUGUGCUUUGCCUCCCCUCCGGUGAGGAAGGCUCAAAGCUAAGUCUAAAACAGAUUGACAAGGCCUAUCGUGAUCAAUCCCGGAAACGCCACCCCGACAAGCGGCCCAAUGACCCAGACGCCACUGCUGACUUCCAACGCCUCACCACCUCCUAUGAAAUCCUCCGGGAUGUCUCCUCACGUGCAGUUUUUGAUGCGCACCUUCGAUCUAUCAGGGAGAAAGCCUUCCGUGCCUCACUUUUUGAUGGCAAGCGCCGGAAGCUAGCCUCUGACCUCGAGGAGCGGGAGCGUGCUGCUGCUGCACCGCAGUUUGACCCUGCCGAGCUUGCUGCUCGGAAGGAGAAGAUGGUUGCUGCUGAGUUGCAACAGGAGCUCGCUGCAUUCCAGUCCCGCAAGGCGAAGAAAGUAGCAUCUGCCCCAACUUCUGUGCAUGAGAAAGCAAGAGAGGAUGUUGGGGCAAGUGUGGAUGAAGAAAAGGUAUUGAAGGUCUCUUGGGAGAGAGAUGGGAGGGAUUAUGAUUCUGUGCAGCUGACAAAGCUAUUUGAGAGAUUUGGAAUGGUUGAAGAUGUUGUGAUCAGGUCAAGGGGAUCCAAAAAGAAGGGCUCUGCUAUUGUUGUAAUGUCUUCCAAAGAUGCUGCAGUAGCUGCUACGCAAACUAUGAGUGGUGAUAUUUCAAAUCCUUUACUUGUUCUCCCUCUUCGAGCUUCUUCUAGUGCAUCAAAUGCUAGGCAUGCUGAACCAGCUGUUCCGAAACAUGAUGACAUAGUUGGUGCUGGUUUUCGAGAUUACGAAGAAUCUAUAUUGAAGAAACUUGAAAAGGCUAAAGAAAAGGAUGGAGCAACAUGACAUUGGGAUGGAAACACAUGGAUUUUUCUUUGUCAUUUUGCUUGAGAAAAUUGUCGUUCAUGUUUGAACUCGUGUUAUUUUAAUUGCGGGUUCAACAAAAAUUAAAUAGCAAAAUCAUUGAUGUAGCAAAAUGUCGUCACGAAUUACAAACUGCAGUAUAUAUGUAUAUAUACACACAUAUUUCUUUACUAUGUGUAAGUGCGUAAAUGAUAUACGCUCAUUGAUCCAA
Molecule: messenger RNA, 1631 nt
Organism: Dioscorea cayenensis subsp. rotundata (Guinea yam)
Lineage: Eukaryota; Viridiplantae; Streptophyta; Magnoliopsida; Dioscoreales; Dioscoreaceae
Product: dnaJ homolog subfamily C member 17-like
Exons: 7
Coding region: 512-1402 (296 amino acids)
Molecular function (GO): RNA binding
Source: RefSeq, a predicted model, not a curated record